Cryptococcus deneoformans JEC21 is the source of this 2510-nucleotide messenger RNA. RefSeq names its product expressed protein. The record is from RefSeq and is a predicted model, not a curated record. The transcript is spliced from 2 exons. Bases 66 to 2444 code for a protein of 792 amino acids. NCBI's taxonomy places the organism in Eukaryota, Fungi, Basidiomycota, Tremellomycetes, Tremellales, Cryptococcaceae. Gene Ontology annotation, molecular function: protein binding.
GGCGCCGAAGCACAUUGAGGUAGCCAAAACCACCUCUGACAUACUCAAAACUGCGCGCAAAACUAAUGCCAUUCAGAGCACGCUGUAAUCCAGCGAAUUUGUUGCAGAGACGGCAUGCUGUUUUAGCCCUGCGAAAGGCUCGCACACCUCUUCUGUCAUCGGUGCAGCUUAUUCAAGAGCCUAUACGCAACGAUGUCAUGUAUCAGACUCGGCUCAGCUCUACUACUUCCCUUCUCUCGCCUUUCACCUCCUUCUUUUCUCGGGUGCGAAAAAGUCAGACGCCGGAAACUGCGGCCGAAGACUUUGCAAAUGCUCUUCAAACGCGGUCGUUCGAAGCAAUGAGCAAGGCGUAUUACAUGGUUGUCAAUGAUCCUAUCCCUUCCAACCUUCUGUCGGAAGAGCAGCUACUGGGUGCCAUGAAAGCAUUGGCGGAAAGCACGACCAAGACCCCCAAGGCCCUUCGAUUACUGCGAAGAAUCUAUGAAGAUUUCCCCACUAGAUUUGGAUAUCCAGUGAGGCGAGAUCAUAAACAUGUGGUAUUUCAAGGACUGGUGAAUUGUGGGAUGGUCAGAGAAGCUUUAGAGAUAGCCCUGUCCAUGGAUAAGAAGGAUGUGAAUUGGAGAUUGAUGUUGCGCGCUGCAGUUGAUGCCGAUAUCGCUCUUAGCGACAUCGUUAUUCAACGAUUCCGAGAAACGACUCCACUCAAUCAAGAAGACUACAUUCUGCUUCUUCGGAUCAUUCGUUCUCAUCCAAGUCAAAACAAAAAGCGUCUUGAGCCUCUUCUAGCUGAGAUGGAGCAAAAGGGUGUUACCCUUAAUCAAAAUAUCCAGGCCGAAGUCAUGCAAGUGCACAUUGCUUAUGGCGAGCUUGAGAAAGCUAAGCAGAUCAUGGAAAAAUGGGACUUCUUCACUUUAGAAGGCGUUGGACCUCGUAUGUGGGAUGCUCAAGUCCAAUAUUACAUCGCUGUCCACGAUCUCUCCAAACUUCAGACCACCGUCCUCAGCAUGCGUGAUGCAGGCCUUACUGUCCAACAGAACGCCAUUCUCGCCUUGGCUCUUGAGCAACUCGACCAAUUCAUCGACUCAAAGUCCAAAGUCUUAUACUCGGACGUUAUUGCAGCGAUCCAUGCAGCCGAACAAAUGGCUGGGACGGAACCGGGUUCAAAAGUAUGGGCAGAGGUGAUCAGACAUUACCUUCAGAAUGUCAAGCACCGAGAAGCAUUGGAAGUGGCCAUGCAUCUGUACGAAGAAUGUCAAGGCAGAGGUGUGACUCUCGACGUUGAGCUCACACGAACCCUUAUCAUUCCUCUGUGCUCAUCGCGUAAACAAACCCGACUUGACGAUGCCCUUCGAAUCUACGAUCAGUACAUGUCUCUUGCCUCAAGUGCCGAACUUGAGAGUGAAAAUACGCGUCUGCGUUUUGCAGAAGUGUACGAAAAACUCCUUGUUGCUUGUGCUCGCACCCAGCCCCCGCCUAUGGCUUCAGUCAUCCGGUUGCUUGACGACAUGCGCACACUUUCACUGGAUUUCACCCCUACCAACUUAAUUUCUCUCCUCAUUCUUCUCAUGCGUGCUUCGCCUGAUCACAUAUCUGCUUAUAACGUUUAUUCACAUUUCCAUGCGCUCAACCCCAACGCAAUCGAUCGCGCCGGCUUUUCAGCCAUUCUUACCACAUUCCUGAACCUAAGCUGGAAGCAUUCGCCCCUUACUCCUCCGGACUUGUUUAUCAGUAUGAUGAAAGACAUGGAUCGAGCUGGUUACUCUCCUUCUCCUUAUAUUUUAUCGUCCUUGCUCAAACAGUAUGGUCAACUUGCCACCCGUGCUCGAAGAGGAAACACUGUCGAGUCAGAAGAAAGCAUUAAUGGUAUUACUAAGGCCAUUCGCGAUGUUCACACACUAGUCAAACUCGAUCCUCUCAUAUCUCCCGAUAUACCUCUUCUGACGGCUCUUAUGGACGCCUAUGGCCGCGUAGGCGCCUUUUUCGAGGCGUUCGAAGUAUGGGAUGAGCUCGUCCAACGUCGAGCACGUGAGCCUCGCGAAACGGUGCAAGAAGUCUACGGCGCUGCGAUCAAUGUGAUGCUGGACACCUGCGGCUGGAGUUAUUCGCUUGGCAAGGCGCGCAAAUCGUGGGGAUGGGCAAGACGAUGGGGUCUGGUUUGGGAGAAGAAACAAUGGGAUGGGUGGAUAGAGUGUCUAUGCAGAUGUGGGGAAGUGGAAGAAGCUGGUCAUGUCGUGUUGGAAGAAAUGGGGAGCGGUGCCAUACCACCGCCUGAUAAAGAGACUGUGAGGCUUUUGUACAAAUUCGGUAGAAAGCAAAGGGAGAGGGGGAGGAAUGUGGCAGGAAUUGAUCGACUAAUGGUGAGGGUGAGAGAGCGCUGGCCACAAUGGGUAGAAGAAUUGAGCAAUGAAAGAGGCUCGACCAGGAUGAACAAAAGUACGGAGUAGCAACACCAAUCACUUGAUGUACAGUACAAUAAUCACAUACCAUGCAUACAACAGGAAUGAUUUAUU